UCUCGCACCUCUAGCAAAAACUGUAGUACAAAAACGGAAAACGUUUUCCUCCUGGAAAUAAUUAAAGAAAAGCUCAACAGGUGGAAUUUUGACACCGUAAAACUGCAGGAAUCCGCGGAGUACUCGAUUAGAUAGGAAGUUCCGGCGGAAAUAAAACCGAAAGUUAUGCAGAACGCAGCUGUGGGGGAAACAGCUGCCAGCGGUUCCCAAAAAUUACGCCGGCCGGACCUCUUAUAACCCAAAGAGCACAAAGAGGAAACCGGAAGCCAAGCCAGACCGUCACCAGUAUUCCCAAGCCCCCGAUGUAGCGAGGGUGCUCCAUAAUUAAGUAAGAUUUAAUGAACAACAGCCGGACGCCAUGGCAGCGAAGGAAUCUUUUCGCGAGCGACAGACCCAGGAGUUGGAGGUUAUUAAGGCAAUCUUCGGCGGCGAUGUGGAGGAUUUGCGACCCCAGACCAAUGCGGCGGUGUGGAAGCCCACGGACAUCAAAAUACGGCUCACACCGCUGCGGGACUCGUCCAAUGGCCUGGAGGCCUAUGUCUGCACCAAGCUCCAUGUUACCUGCCCUUCUAAAUAUCCAAAACUGCCACCGAAAAUCAUGCUGGAAGAGUCCAAAGGAAUGUCAGAUCAGCUCCUGGAGGCGCUGCUCAACCAGCUGCAGGCCCAAUCCCAGGAGCUACGCGGCGAAGUGAUGAUCUACGAGCUGGCCCAGACCGUGCAAGCCUUUCUCCUCGAGCACAACAAGCCGCCCAAGGGCUCUUUCUAUGACCAGAUGCUGCAGGACAAGCAGAAGCGGGAGCAGGAGCUACUAGACAUGCAAAGGCAGCGGGAGUCGCUGCAGCGCCAGACCCUGAUGGAUGAAGUGGAGCGGCGCAAAGAGAUGUUCAAGACAGAGGCCAAGCGGCGAGGUGAGCCGAGGCGCAGCAUGAGCGAGUCGAAUCCAAGGCAUCCUAGCUCCUCGGAGAGUUCGGAGAACUCGUCGCCCUAUUAUCGUGGCCACAUCUAUCCCAGCAAGUGCCUGGAUCAUCGCAACACGGAGACGCUUUACUUCCACAAGGUGGGCAGGCAAAUACAGCGGGGAUGCUGUCUAGGUGAGUGCUGGACUUUUAAAAUUAUUUGGGAAUUAGUAGUGAAGUCUAACCCUUUCCCAGGACACUCACAGCGUGGCUGCAUUGCCUACACCGGCAUCGACAUGCACUGCGGCCAGCUGCUGUACAUCACCGAGUGGAACAUCAAGUACUGCCAGCUGGAGCAGCCAUGCAGUGGCGGCGGCAAAUGCCACUGGAGCAGCGAAACGAAAUGUGCGGGCAAUCACCGCGUGGACGAGGUCAUAGCCUCCAUAGAGAAGCAAGUGGCCACCCUGGCCCAGCUGCAGCACAAGAACCUCAUAGCCUACGAGUGCGUGCUGUGCAUCAAACGCAAGGAGGGAUUGCUGGUAUAUCUGGUGCAGGACUUUCUCCUCGGCACCAGUGUCUUUAGCAUCUCAUCCUCGCUGGGCUGGUGCAUGGAUGGAGCUCGGAUGGUGGCCCGUGGCAUGCUGGAUGCCCUUAUAUUCCUGCACAACAAGGGCAUCUCACAUAGCCAUCUGCUGGAUAGCACAGUCUUCAUGGACAACACGGGCAAUGUGCGCUGUUCGGACUACUCGCUGGUGCCCAACCUCCUGGAGCUGCUAAGCGGACCGGGUCAGAGCAGCAAUCGAGGGGAUCUGCCCGCCUUGGGUGCCCUGGUGGAGAGUCUUAUGCCGACGAAUAGCUACGAAAUGCGCGACUUUGUGGACAAGUGCAACUCGGACCGCACUCUGUCGGCUUCAGAGCUGCUCGAGCAUCCUUUCCUGCGCUUUUAUGUGGACAAUGGUCAGCAGCAGCAACUAGUGCAGCUUCCUCAACAACGACACCCCAAUCCCGGCCAGCGUGUGGCCACUGCUCUGCCCUACCAGAUACCCACUUUGGCUUUAAGCCAAUCCCGCCUACGAACCGAGUUCGAGGUGCUUAUGUAUUUAGGAAAAGGAGCUUUUGGGGAUGUCCUAAAAGUACGCAAUAUCCUGGACAACCGGGAGUAUGCCAUCAAGCGGAUACCGCUACCCGCUCGCAGCCGGCAGCUAUACAAGAAGAUGACCCGCGAAGUGGAGCUGCUUUCGCGUCUAAAUCACGAGAAUGUGGUGCGUUACUUCAACAGUUGGAUUGAGAGCGUGGAUGAUGCAGAUGCCGCCGAAAUGGACAAGCUGCUGGGUGGAGAAUGGUCACAGAGCCAGCAGGAGCUGAGCGGGAAGCCUGCCAAGUCGCCCCAGUUGGGCCCCACUAUAGAGGAAGAUGAGGACGAGGAGGAUAGCUCCUCCAGCAUGUGGAAUGCUUACAUGCCUGCUUUGGAGGAUUCCGAUUCGGAUGGCAUCGAGUUUGUGGACUCAAACGGGCAGGUGGCUGUCUAUGACAACGAGGAGGAGGAAGAGGACUCCACCAGGGGCAAGACCAGCUCACCAAAGCCUCUCAUGCAAGUCAUGUACAUACAAAUGGAGUUUUGCGAGAAGUGUACACUACGCACCGCCAUUGAUGAUAAUCUCUUUGACGACACCGAUCGACUGUGGCGCCUGUUCCGGGAGAUCGCUGAGGGCCUGUCGCAUAUCCACCAGCAGGGCAUCAUCCACAGGGAUCUCAAGCCUGUAAACAUUUUCCUGGACUCCCAUGAUCAAAUCAAAAUAGGAGACUUUGGCCUGGCCACCACUAGCUUCCUGGCUCUGCAGGCUCACGAAUAUCCAGCACCCGUUCCUGUACACAAUAUCACCAGCGCCGAGGACGGAACUGGCACCGGGAAGGUGGGCACCACUCUGUAUGUGGCUCCCGAACUCACGGGUAAUGCCUCCAAGUCGGUGUACAACCAGAAGGUGGAUAUGUAUACACUGGGCAUUAUUCUGUUUGAAAUGUGCCAGCCGCCGUUUGACACAAGCAUGGAGCGGGCCCAGACCAUCAUGGCCCUGAGGACGGAGUCUAUAAGCAUACCAGAAAGAAUGCUUAAGGAUCCCAAGUACGAGAAAACGGUGAAAAUGCUGCAAUGGCUGCUUAGCCAUGAUCCCGCCCAGCGUCCCACGGCGGAGGAGCUGCUUAUUUCAGAUCUGGUGCCUCCCGCUCAGCUGGAGGCCAACGAACUGCAGGAGAUGAUUCGUCAUGCCCUGGCCAAUCCGCAGAGCAAGGCAUACAAGAACCUGGUAGCUCGCUGCCUGCAGCAAGAAAGCGACGAGGUCCUAGAGCACACCUACCACUUGGGCAGCAGUCGAGCCAUGAAGUCGUGGAACUCUAUUGUCAUAGACGAUAUAGUUUCCCUCAAUCCGGUGAUUGAGUUUGUCAAGGCCAAGGUGGUGAAUCUCUUUCGGAAACACGGGGCCAUUGAAGUGGAUUCCCCGCUACUGUCGCCGCUCUCCGCCAGAAAUAGUCGAGCCUAUGCCAGUGCCAACGCCGUGCACCUAAUGACCCACUCUGGAUGCGUGGUGGUGCUGCCCUGCGAUCUGCGCACCCAGUUUGCCCGUCACGUGACCAUGAACGGGGUGAAUCUCAUCCGGCGCUACUGCGUAGACCGUGUUUAUCGCGAGGAGCGGGUUUUCAACUUCCAUCCCAAGCAGAGCUACGAGUGUUCCUUCGAUAUCAUAGCACCCACAACGGGCAGCCACUUGGUGGAUGCAGAACUGCUGUCGCUAGCCUUUGAGAUAACCAGCGAGCUGCCACGUCUCCGUGAACGAAAUCUGGCAAUACGCAUGAACCACACGAAUCUGCUGAGGGCCAUCCUCAUCUACUGCAAUGUCCCAAAGUCGCAAUAUGAAGCCCUGUUUGAGGGCACCCUGGACUUUAUCGAGUCGCGCAUCUCCCGCUUUCAGUUUCACUCCAGCAUCACGCUCAUCAUGGAGAAGUCACGCACCUCGGCCCAGACCCUGAUGGAUAUGCUGUUGGCCAACUUCCUGUUGACCGGCUCGAGGAGCACUGUGGAUGAUUCUGCACUGAAGGCCCUGAUGCGGGGCAAGGGGGAGGCGGCUUCGCUGGCGAGAGGUGCUCUGAGGGAGCUGGAAACUGUGGUGGGCCUAGCCUACAGCCUGGGCGUCACGUGUCCCAUUCACAUUUGGGCGGGUCUGCCGCUCAGCUUCGAGCGUGCCAGCAGUGGUGGCAUUGUUUGGCAGAUGACUGCUGACCUCAAGCCCAAUCGUUCUGGUCAUCCCUCGGUUCUGGCAAUUGGCGAGCGUUACGAUGCCAUGUUGCACGAGUUUCAGCGGCAGGCACAAAGCUUCAACUGCGCCUUGCCAUCUAGGGGAGUGCUCAGUGGCGCAGGCAUGACUUUCUAUCUGGACAAACUGGUGGCCGCCGUGGAGUAUGCCAAGGAUUGUCGAGCCAUCGAUGUGGGCAUCUGUGUGUGUGGCACGCGACCGCCUCUCAAGGAUGUAACCUAUAUCAUGCGGCUGCUCUGGUCGGUGGGUAUCCGCUGCGGCAUUGUGGAGGCCGCCAGCGAAGUCGGCGAUGAAGCCCAGGAUCUAGCUCGACUGGGAGCUCUGCAUGUUAUCCUGGUGGCCGAGAAUGGUUCCCUUCGAGUGCGUUCGUUUGAGAGAGACCGCUUUCAGGAGCGGCAUCUAACGAGAACCGAACUGGUGGAGUUUAUUGAGAAACUUCUAAGAACGGAGGCCAUAAGCGGAGCCACUGUGGACAACUCCAGCCAGGUGUUCAACACGAGUGCUGGUGGUGGUGGUGGUGGCGGUGGCAGCAGCGGCGGCAAGGAGCGCGGCGAGAAUGGACUCAGCACAUCCGCCUCGAAUGCCACCAUCAAGAACAGCUACAGCUACAGCCAGUUGCCGAAUCUGCAGGUCUCCUUCCUCACCCACGAAAAGCCCACAGCCAACUAUAAGCGGCGACUGGAGAAUCAGGUGGCGCAGCAAAUGAGCUCCACCCUGGCUCAGUUCAUCAAGAAGGAGACUUUUGUGGUGCUGGUGGUGGAGCUGCCGCCGGCUGUGGUAAAUGCCAUUGUGGGAGCCAUCAACCCGCGGGAAAUACGCAAAAAAGAGACUGAACCGGAAAUCAACUUUGUGAUUGAAAGAUUUCCCAAAUACAAACGCUAUAUAUCGGAUAUAAAUGACGAGGUCAUGGACUAUCUAACCGAUGCCAAGACACCAAUUGUGGCCUUGUACAGCAUUUCCGAUUCCUACUACCGCGUCAUCAUCUAACCCACAGCAAAACUAAAGAUGGCCGAACUACUUAGUAGUGCUCGUCCCUAGGUUAAGCUUCGAAUUGUCACAAAACUUAAUUUUUGGCCAAAAUUCUACUUUAAGUGGCUGUGUUCUCUGAUGCCAUUUACCCAAUAAUCGAAUCAAAAUUUGUUUCUAUAAGUUUAACUUCAAAGUGGAGACUAAGGAAAUUGAUGAGAUCCAUCCAGAAAUCUAAGUUUUUCAAGGUCCUUUUCCACACAUUCGAAAAAACAAUUCACAAGAAAUCUGUUAUAAUUAGUUUUAGUCAAUAUUUCUUACUUGGUUUAAAGUAAAACGAAUCCUAUACUGAUGCUGUUCACGCCUAAGUCAAAAGAAUAGUUAAAAACUAAGAAAAAAAAAAAUCAUAUGCACGUAAAUAUCAAUUUAUAGAAAUAUAUUUUUAACUAUA
This is a messenger RNA of Drosophila kikkawai, 5621 nucleotides long. It is a transcript of the gene Gcn2, whose product is annotated as eukaryotic translation initiation factor 2 alpha kinase Gcn2. The record is from RefSeq and is a predicted model, not a curated record. Gene Ontology annotation, biological process: DNA damage checkpoint signaling; negative regulation of cytoplasmic translational initiation in response to stress; regulation of translational initiation by eIF2 alpha phosphorylation. Gene Ontology annotation, molecular function: eukaryotic translation initiation factor 2alpha kinase activity; protein binding; ATP binding. Gene Ontology annotation, cellular component: nucleus; cytoplasm; cytosol. Lineage: Eukaryota; Metazoa; Arthropoda; Insecta; Diptera; Drosophilidae.